CGCUAGUCUGCGUCAGGUGAGAAGGUUUGACGAGGCACGUAGCAUUAAGUUAUCCAAUUACGUGGGCAGGGUCCCACCACCAACUAAUACACGUUGGAUCUAGAAGCAAAUGCCACUUGUAUUCCGGUCAAACCAAACUAGCUGACCGUAUCCCGAAUGCGUUCGUCGAAAGUUCCCGCGACGUCGGGAUACGCCCCUCUUCACAAACCGUCCGAUCGAGAUCCGACAGUCAACAUCGAAUGAAUUCUUCCGCUGGUCAAGAUCGCGUCCCCUCCCGCGUCAUCGAAUUACUUCAUUUUUGGACUCCCGAAAAGCCAAAUCGCUACAAAAGCUGAACCUCCGGAUUCUUUCGGCUCGGGGAUUGCGGUCGGCGCUGGUUCGGAUCGUGUUUUUGUUUCCUUUAGAGGUUGGGAUUUCUUCUGGCCUUCAAUAUUCGUCUCGAGCCGCUUCGACCUUUGAUUUCGGGGAGGAUUUGAAAUGGCGGCGAGCUUCCAACAAUGGGAGAAGGAUCCUUUCUUCUCCGCCGCCGAUGAGGUGCAGGAAUCCGCCGAUAGGAUGGAGUCGCUUUACCGUUUGUACAUCCAGGAGCGGAAUAACGCAGCAAAGGCUACCACGGGAGUCGAAUUCGCAUCCGGCGAGCUCCGUAGAGAGCUUCGCACGGCUCUUGGGACCGCAAAGUGGCAGCUCGAGGAAUUGGAACGGGCUGUGAGAUCGAAUGAUGAUGCAUGCUCAGCGGGAGAAGACACGAGAGUUCGGCAUGACAAAUUCAUCGUGGCUAUUCGGAGUCAGAUAUCCAUGGUGGAAGAUUGUUUGAGGCAGUCCAAUUUGGAGCUGGGUGAGACUGCUGUCGCGUGGGUCCGUUUGAAUGACGGAGAAAGGGAUGAGCUUGCACGUUUUCUAUCUGGUCCACUGCAAGCCGAAGAUGUGCCCAAGUUUUCUUCGUUUGGUGGCGUUGAAGUCGGGAACAGUACUGUUGAUAUGAAUGGAGAGGCUUCCAUUGACUGUAUGAAGAAUUUCUCUUGCCAAUCAAGUGAGUCUUGUAGACGGGAGACCAGGGAUGAGAGGUUGCAUGGUCAUGCAUCAUGUGCCACAACUGAUGUUGGAUCAUGGGCCAUUGGGAUCCCUGAUGAGGGUGAGGAUACAUCUGGGAGAUUACCCGAUGAUAGACCUAAUUUCGUAUCCCGAGCGAUUUUUAGUUCUGCUGCAUUAUCAGACGCUUUGGAAUCAACACCUAGGAUGAGGUGGCUUAGAAAUGGACUUGGGAAUUGGAGAGGUCGAUUUCAACAUAGUUUGGUGGGAUACAUCCCAUUGAAAAAUGAUCAAUUAGGUCAGGAAAUCAAUGCAUGUUACGGAAGAAGCAAGAGCUGCCUAAGAUACUGUAGAGAGGAUAUUAAUGAUAAGCAGCUUUAUGGGUGUCUUGGAGCUUUCCAGAGACAACUGCAAAGGUCCCAGUAUCAAAUUCAGUAUGGCCGUCCUAUCCAAAUUAUUCUUUGGGCAACACUUGCUGUUACCUUGAUGGUGACUUUUGUGCGGUAUAUUGGCUAGUGAUUGCACAAUGGUAUUUGGAUCUGGUACAUGCGACUUGGAUGCUUCAGCGGUGGCUUCAUUCUGUGGUACAAAACUGAAGCUGACACUUUCUGGACAAAAUUUGCUGCAGACUUUGGGAGCAGUUUCACUGUGCAAUCAAUCUGCAGCUCAUU
Musa acuminata subsp. malaccensis (wild Malaysian banana) is the source of this 1700-nucleotide messenger RNA. NCBI's taxonomy places the organism in Eukaryota, Viridiplantae, Streptophyta, Magnoliopsida, Zingiberales, Musaceae. The record is from RefSeq and is a predicted model, not a curated record.